Molecule: messenger RNA, 5957 nt
Organism: Asterias rubens (European starfish)
Lineage: Eukaryota; Metazoa; Echinodermata; Asteroidea; Forcipulatida; Asteriidae
Product: inositol hexakisphosphate and diphosphoinositol-pentakisphosphate kinase 2-like
Exons: 25
Coding region: 237-4106 (1289 amino acids)
Biological process (GO): inositol metabolic process; inositol phosphate biosynthetic process
Cellular component (GO): cytosol
Molecular function (GO): diphosphoinositol pentakisphosphate kinase activity; 5-diphosphoinositol pentakisphosphate 1-kinase activity; inositol hexakisphosphate kinase activity
Source: RefSeq, a predicted model, not a curated record
GAAUGUGUGUGCGCAGUAUUAUGUGUACAUGUUGUACACUAUUAUAGCGUGUACGACGUGAUGUACGUGUAAAAAAGAACAUGUUCGUACCGACUUUUUGUACCAUACAUUUUGAUUGAUGAAAAGGCAAGUGUCGACCGUCAUGUUUAUGAGACAUUCGUCGACAUUUUAUUGUGGAUGAAUUCGACCCUCUGAAUAUAUUCUUCAAUGCUGUAACAAGGAAGGACGAGCUCGACAUGAACAUGAUACCGGGCUGGGACACCAGCGAGGUGACCAUCAAGGGGACCAUCGGGAUCUGCGCCAUGGCCAAGAAGUCUAGCUCCAAGCCCAUGCGAGAGAUUCUCACCCGACUGGAGAUUUUUGAACACAUUGAGAUCAUCAUCUUCAAGGAGGAGGUCAUCUUGAACGACCCGGUGGAAGAGUGGCCCAUCUGCGAUUGUUUGGUCUCGUUUUUCUCGCAGGGUUUUCCACUGGAGAAGGCUAUUGACUAUGCCAAGCUGCGGAAGCCGUUGGUGAUUAACGACCUGGAAGCACAGUAUAACCUUCUUGAUAGGAGGAAAGUGUACAGAAUUUUAUAUGAGCAAGGGAUUGCUGCGCCUCGCUUUGUCUUCUUCGACCGGGACAAAGAGAAUGCUGAGAAUAUGAUCAAUGAGUCUGACGACCAGAUAGAGAUCUGUGGUCAUGUCUUCCAAAAACCAUUUGUUGAGAAACCGGUGUCGGCAGAGGAUCACAAUAUCUACAUCUACUACCCCUCGUCAGCCGGUGGUGGCAGUCAGAGGUUGUUUAGAAAGAUUGGAAGUCGCAGUAGUUUUUACUCCCAAGUGAACGUGCUGCGGCAAAAAGGUUCCUACAUCUAUGAAGAAUUCAUGCCCACAGAUGGAACCGAUGUCAAGGUGUACACAGUGGGACCAGACUACGCCCAUGCUGAGGCCAGGAAGUCACCUGCCCUUGAUGGGAAGGUGGAGAGGGACAGUGAAGGAAAAGAAGUCAGGUACCCAGUCAUCCUUAGCAACCAUGAGAAACUUAUCGCACGGAAGGUCUGCCUGGCCUUCAAGCAAUCUGUGUGUGGUUUUGAUUUGUUGAGAGCCAAUGGUAAAUCCUACGUGUGUGACGUAAACGGAUUCAGCUUCGUCAAGAAUUCAAAGAAGUACUACGAUGACUGUGCCAAAAUACUAGGGAAUCUUGUGAUGAGAGAAUUGGCUCCCAAGUAUAACAUCCCUUGGCAGAUGUUUACAAUGGAGGAAGAGAUACCCUACGUCCCGACUACAUCUGGAACUGUGAUGGAACUACGUUGUGUGAUAGCUGUUAUUCGUCAUGGCGACCGUACACCAAAACAAAAAAUGAAGAUGGAGGUUAAACACCCUAAGUUUUUCAAAGUAUUUGAGAAGUACGGCGGCUUUGACAAAGGCAAGAUCAAACUGAAACGUCCCAAGCAGCUACAGGAAGUAUUAGACGUGGCUAGGUAUCUACUGGAAGAGCUAAAGAGACAGAAACAUCGUGUCAGAUUGGAGAUAGAGGAGAGGCAGUCCAAACUGGAACAACUCAAGGCCGUCUUGGAGAUGUAUGGCCACUUCUCAGGCAUCAACCGCAAGGUGCAGUUUAAAUAUCAACCCCAUGGCCAGCCACGACACUCCAGUAGCGAAGAAGCAUCCUCAGUGUUUAUGCUUCUGGCUCGAAACUCUCUGCCAAACCUCUUCCAUGGGCCUUCACGAAGACGUCGUCCAUCUUUUAAAUCUGAUUGUAAAGCGGAUCCUUCCCUGUUGCUGAUUUUGAAGUGGGGUGGUGAGCUGACGCCAGCUGGGCGUGAUCAGGCUGAGGAACUGGGUAGAGCCUUCCGCUGUAUAUACCCUGGUGGACAAGGGGAGUAUGCCGGGUUCCCUGGUUGUGGGUUACUGCGUCUUCAUAGCACUUACCGUCACGAUCUUAAAAUAUAUGCAUCGGAUGAAGGGCGGGUACAGAUGACUGCUGCAGCAUUUACAAAGGGUAUGUUGGCCUUAGAGGGUGAGCUUACCCCUAUCCUGGUGCAGAUGGUGAAGAGUGCCAACACUAAUGGCUUGCUAGAUCAUGAGAAAGACUCUGUCACGCUGCAAGGAAAAGUGAAGGAGAUGUUGUAUGAACGAUUCCGGAAGAAAGAUAAUUUCACUGAAGAGGAUAAAAAGGAGCUAUCUCCAACUGGCAGUAGGUCGCUGCAGCACUCCUUGUCAUGCAUUGAGAAUCCAACAGAGAUGUGUGUGAAGAUUUAUAACUUGAUGAAGCGUAUGACCAAGCAAAUCAGACAGUGCUUAGAGGACGAAAAAUCACGUGAAGAGAUGAUGUUAUACCACAACGAGUCGUUGGAUCUGAUGCUGCGACGAUGGGCCAAGCUAGAGAAGGACUUCAAGACGAAACUGGGCGUGUUUGAUAUCACCAAGAUACCUGAUAUCUACGACUGCAUCAAGUACGAUCUCUUACACAAUGAGAAGAUAAUCAGCUCCUUAGGGUUUACCGAGAUGGGUAAUCUCUACCUAGGAGCUCAGCUAUUGGCCGAUGUUAUAAUACCACAGGAAUACGGCAUCACUGCAGAAGAGAAACUGGAGAUCGGCACAAGCAUCUGUACACCCCUACUCCGUAAGAUCAGAGCAGACCUCCAACGUAUCAACAGCGAGGAGGAAACGACAUUCAGACUGAAUCCCAAAUACUCCAAGGGGGUUUUGUCUCCAGACAGGCACGUCAGGACUAGGCUGUACUUCACUAGUGAGAGUCAUAUCCACUCCCUUCUGUCCUGCCUCAGAUACGGCAAUCUUUGCAGUGAGAUGAGUGACUCCCAGUGGGCCCGUGCAAUGCAAUACCUAGGUGAAGUCAAAGAACUAAACUACAUGACACAGAUUGUUCUCAUGCUGUAUGAAGACCCUAGUAAAGAACCGAUGUCCGAUGAACGUUUCCGGGUGGAGCUCCACUUUAGCCCUGGGGCCAAGGGCUGCGACUUUGACAGUCUUCCUACAUUCGGUGGUUACCGAUCUGUCUCUAAGGAUGGAGACAUGUCACCAACGGACCAACUUUCUGAAAACGACGAGGACUCCACAUUCAGCAAUAUCACGACCACCAGCGACAGUCCGCAGUGCACCGCCACCAGCGACGACUUCACCCCGACGUCAUCCCAGACAGCCCUGGACCAGGACAGUUGGAAGGGAGGGAGUACGUCCACUGGGGAUCUGGAUGCCAGGAUGGAAGCCCCCAGCAUGAGAGUCGGCAUCAGUAUUAAAGAGAGUAGUCGACCCAGUUCUGGCCCUGCGUCUAUUCCGUCCAGGGCAAGCUUCAAUACACUGACGGAUAUAGCGGAGCAUGAUGAUUCAUUAUCAAAGGACCAUCAGCCAGACAAGGGGUUACUGGGGGUCCAUAGUGCUCCAAACCUCCGCCAAGCUGACAAGGAGAAUCCAGGUGAUGCUAACUGGGUCGUCAGUCAGGAAGAGCUGCUUCGGAGAGCCUCGCAUUUCUCUGCACAAGGUAUCCCACUCGAUCACCAAAUGCAAGUACCGUCCAUCUUACCUCUAGAGACGCUACACAAUUGCCUCUCCCUCAAACAGAUUGACCAUUUCUUGGAACGCUUUACGCAGAAUGGUGCCAUGACUCCAGAGAGCACCACCCCACGCCAAUCCUACCAACUCAAUACCUUCACCCCACGGAGGGUACUCCCUACGCCGUUGUCGUUUGGUCGCGAAUCGGACGGCUCCCUCUACAGUCGAUCCACAAGCAAUCCGUCUUCCAAUACAUCGAGCGCGCUCCCCUCCCCGACGGAGAACAACUCGCAGCAUUUUGAUUUCAUGGAGUUCAUGGAUAAGGUGAAGAGAAAAGACAGUUUGGGUAAGGCGAACAGAGGGAACAGUCUCUCGGAUCAGUUGCCGGAUGGUUACGUGGCCGAGGACGAAAGCCAGGACGGCUUGCUGCCAAGGAGUAGACAGCAGAGCCGCGGUUCAAACUGCCUGGAUGAGCCAAUGGAAACUGAGACUCUUUUAACACCUAAGGGUCUGGCGAAGAAGAGAGUACAUGAAGGGCUGACGGUUGAUACCAGGCAGGGAGACAGUAUGGACGCAGACAUGCAAGAUUUACAGACGCCUACAAACAUCUGAAGAGUUGGAACACGUCGAUGGAUACCUGGAAAUGAUCACCAUAGUCCAGUGGUUAGACAGUGGUUAGACCAGUGGUCACAAGCUAGCUGUUAUUUCAUAAUUUCAUGCGACUAGAAUAAGUUUUGUCGUCUAGUUACUGAAUAAAAAUUUCUUGAUUUGUGCAAUUCAUAAUCAUUGUUUGUUUGAUUGAGAUUGGCUGUUGCCAGCUUGGUGUUUAUAUCCCCUUGAGGGAGUUUUGGCGAAUAAUCAUCGAAACAAACAAACAAAUGGAUCUAAUGCAGUGGCUUGCUCUGUUUACACCUGUACUUUAAUAGCAAUGUGUUGUGCAGUGCUUCAAGACUGUUUGAAAAUGUAGUUUUCAGUGGCGACAGUUUCAUCGCCCCUCCUCCCCAAUUCCCACCUGUUCCCCCCCCCCCUGAUUGCCAAAAUUUAAUUUUACCCCAAUUAAUUUACUCCCCCCCCUCCUUAACUUUAAGCCUGCCCUCUUUUUCCCCCUACCACCCUGUUUUUUUUAAUAUAGAUCUUGCACUGCCAUUGUCACUGCGGCUGUCAAAAGUUCGUUUAGACAAUUUCCUCCUUGCAACAUGGUCAUAUGGCAUGGGUGACUAGUGUAUAAAAGCACUUGCCGCUCAACAUUGUGGCCCUGGUUGAAUUUAGAGUUGGGCCAGUAGAACUCACAGCCUUGUGUUUCAUCAAUUAAAUAAAUAUAGUUCGCUGCGUACUAUAUUAUGAUGUUCAAAUGUUGACUUUGAGUCUGAUACAUAAAAUACUUUACAAUACUCUGGCUAUACCAUCAAUAGGUAACUGUUUAUAAAAGAGUACAUUCUGACGUCCUGUGUGUCUAAUUUCUGUUUUUUGGUGUCCUCUUAUAACAUAUAACAAUGUUCCUGUUGUAUAGAGGUAAUUCUACCAGCCCCAGUGAUCUUUUUAUAACGGAAGUGGACUGUAGUAGUGUUUUGUCUUCCAUAAUCAAUAGAGUUCUUGGAAUUGAAAUUUCUGAAAUAGAGAUGCGAUGUGAUAGGAUAUGAAUCUUGAUUAUAAACUGACCUUAGAUUGAAAACCUGUGGCUUGAACAAAGACGUGUAUUCAGUUGUUUAAGAGUUAUUCCGAGUUGAUUAUUUUGCUUGAAAAUUGAAUAAAUUAAUUUUAACCAUUGAUACAGGCUGAACUCCCAAAAAAGAAAAUUGUGUUUUUGUGAUAAAAAGUUGUUUUCAAGUAUAAAGGUUUUUAAGUUUAAUGUUGAAUAAUCUGUAUUUUUAGCUGGCAAAAAAAGGUUUAUAUGUGGAAUGUUGUUAUGUCAUAACUUUCCAACCAAGCUAUUGAUUUAAAAAAAAUUAACAGAGAAAAUAAUUUAAGGUUAUGCCAGUACAGUACUUGAUGCUGUUUCAGCUUAUCAUAGGCGAUAACAUGUUAAAAAAUAUAUGUAAAUUUCUUUUGCAUAUUCAUCAAAUUACUAUAAACAUGAAUUCUCGGACAUCUUUCAUUUUAGGAAACAUGUCAUAGAAUUAUUUAUUAAUUAGUUGUAUUGGUCACAAAAUUUAUCCACGAUGUUAUGACGAACUGUUGGGGGGGGGGGGGACUUUUGUUGAUGUUUUUAUGUCAAACACUCUUCAAAAUUGUGCAUCUUUCUGUUUAUAUUGAAGUUUAAACAUGCCCAUUCUCUGCUAAAAUACAGAUGAUGUUUCUUUCACUUAAUAAAAUGUGUAUAUUUAUUAUAUUUCACAAAAGAACAUUAUGGAAAUGAAAUAUUUGGACAAAUAGAGGUGCUAUUGGAAUGAAGGAUUUUAAAAAUUGUUGUUUUAAAUAUGUACAGUGCAAAGUAAAAUCAGUGUAGAUAUAAUAAAUUUGUUG